This is a messenger RNA of Sturnus vulgaris (Common starling), 3993 nucleotides long. The record is from RefSeq and is a predicted model, not a curated record. NCBI's taxonomy places the organism in Eukaryota, Metazoa, Chordata, Aves, Passeriformes, Sturnidae.
ACUGUGUAUAUUGCUACAGAAAAAUAGGAACCUCUGGUCCAGCCACAAAAAAACACCUACCAUGGAAUGAUAUCAUUAUUUCUACAACAUGUAGCUGCUGCCUCUUGUCUGCAUGCAAAAUUCUUAUGGCCUCACAAAGAUGGAAGCUGGUAGCAGUGGUUGUGGGGCAAAUCUCCCAAUUCAUGCUGAGGAAAAGAAAUUAUUCAUGAUAGGAAAAAUUGCAAAGGUAACUGGAUCGCUUAUUCUAGGAGGUUUUGUAUUCAUUACAUAUGAAGUCCUGUCCUUAAAUAAGUUACUGCAAAUCGAUACUCGAGCUCUACAUCAAGAAAAACUUAAAUCCUAUGUGUAUGUACGUACAGCUUCUCUAAGUCCAAGUGAAUAUCAAGGGAUUACAUACAAAGCCAGAAAAGAAAUCCAUAAAGCAGUGAGGAGAAUUCUAGAAACAGAAGCUAAAAUCUUCCGGAGACCUUUUAAUGAACAAUUCAGUACCUUUGAUGGAGAAGAUCAUGAGUGUGCCUUAUGGCUUCUCUUAAAGAGAAGUCAGUCAGAAGACAAAGCAAUCCGACUGCAGGCUGUACAAGACCUGGCAAGCAACAGUCACUGGCAUGAUUAUCAGUAUGGCACAGUUGCUCAAACCUGUGAUCAGAGGACUGCUAUAGGUUUGGCUCGAUCCAAAGAUGUCGACCUUCGCUUUUUCCUGCCUCCACCACCAUUGCCAAAAAUAAAGACUGAUUAUCCCAUAGAAGAUGAACUUCGCUUGUUGUUGGUAUCUUUACCUCAGACUGGUCUUGAUCAAUGUGUCCAGUACUUCACAUCUCUUGCAUUACGUGAAAGUAGCCAGACUCUUGCUGCACAAAGGGGAGGCUUAUGGUGUUUUGGAGGAAAUGGACUUCCCUAUUGUGAGACAUUGAGUAAAAUCCCUUCAGAGACAGUGGAACUCUUUUGCUUGCAGGCUUUAGUACAGCAUUCUAAGAUUUCUUCUCACUGUGAUAAAAUUGAAGCUAAAGGAGGCCUCCAGCUACUGCAGAGGAUAUACCAGCUACGUAAAGAUUCAGCAAAGAUACAGAGGAACAUAAUCCGCAUUAUUGGGAAUAUGGCUUUGGAUGAACGUCUUCACUCAUCCAUAGUACGUGCAGGUUGGGUUUCUGUCCUUGCUGAAGUAAUGAAAUCUCCACACGUCAUUCAAUCUUCUCAUGCGUCCAGAGCUUUGGCUAAUCUAGACAGGGACACAGUGAAAGAAAAAUAUCCAGAUGGUGUUUAUGUCUUACAUCCACAGUAUCGUAGCAGCCAGCCUAUCAGAGCAGACAUCCUUUUCGUUCAUGGUCUUCUGGGAGCAGCAUUUAAAACCUGGCGACAGCAAGACAUUGACCGGCAUUUGGAUAGAAAGGCCUCAGGAGGGGAAGAGGGCUAUAUUCAGUGCUGGCCAAAGACGUGGCUUGCUUCAGACUGUCCUUCCGUUAGAAUCAUAUCUGUGGAGUAUGACACCCAUUUGAGUGACUGGAAAGCAAAAUGUCCUGUUGAGGCUCACAGGAAGUCUAUUGCUUUCAGGAGCAGUGAGCUGCUUGACAAGCUCAAAGCUGCUGGGAUUGGAGACAGACCUCUGGUGUGGGUAUCCCAUAGCAUGGGUGGUCUUCUAGUCAAAAAGAUGCUGGUGGAUGCUUCCAAGGAUCCAGAAAUGGAUAAAAUUGUAAACAACACCAGAGGAAUCAUAUUUUAUAGUGUACCUCACCAUGGUUCCCAGCUGGCUGAAUAUUCUAUAAAUGCCAGAUAUCUCCUCUUCCCGUCUGUGGAGGUUAAAGAGCUCAGCACGGAUUCUCCUGCUCUUAAAGAGCUGAAUGAUGACUUCUUAUCUUUUGCCAAAGACAAGAAAUUUUCAGUGCUGAGUUUUGCAGAAACCUUACCAACGCACAUAGGCAGCAUGAUAAAACUGCAUGUUGUACCUGUGGAGUCAGCAGACAUAGGAAUUGGAGACCUUAUUCCAGUGGAUGUUAAUCACCUAAAUAUUUGCAAGCCAAAGAAGAAGGAUACUUUCCUUUAUCAACGUACACUGAAGUUCAUUCAGGAUGUUUUAGCCCAAGAACUGUGAGACUGAGGUUUUGCCAUCCUUUCCUGCUUGUGUCCUGUGUUUGGUGUAACAUAGAAACUUCUCCUAACAUUUGUAGGGGAUCUGCAGAAUUACAAGGGUUCUGUGUCAAUAGUAUCUGCUGCUGAAUAAUUUCCUCUACAUCUUGAACUUUAGACACCUCUCCAAUUUAUUUCUCAAAAUACAUUCAAAAAAAUACAAACUUGGCAAAAAAAAAGUGUGUGCCCAGGGUAUCUUCUUUUGGCAAAAAAAAAAAAACCCAAGCUUGCUUUGAAAGCAAGUAAAUAUACACCUGGGUUAAAGUCUUAUAGAGAGGAUUAGAAACAAUUAAAUGAGGUGGUUAUUUGUUGUGUCAAAGGGGAGAAGCAGCAUAUGGCUGCUGCAAAGUUUUGGUUUACUGUCCAUGUUAGGGUAGCCUGACUGGAGCCUGAAAAAACAGUAUUCAAGUGAAUGAAGGUGGCAUUUUGGUCUAGUGGCCCAAUUUUAGGAGGUUUUGUCAUUUGCCUUUUCAUUUAAUAGAUCACCCAGACUGGUCAGCAGACACAGCAUCUGUUUUUCUGCAUGAGAAGGAGGCAGGUUGGUAGCUUGCCUUGCUUAGAAAAUUGUCAUUGUUUUAGUCUGUAUUAAUGAAAACGAAAGAAAAAAGUUAUCUUCUUGUACAUUUCCCUCCUAAUCUUAGCAACUUGUGACAUUGCUUUCCUUAGGACAGUGUGUAUCUGGUCAGACAAGGCAGUUCUUUGCUUGUUCACAUUGAAGAUGUGUUUGAUGGGCUAAGCUUUUCUGCUUUGCUCUUGAGACACACCAAGAAGUUGGUACAUUCAAAUACAGAAACUUUUCUGUAGUUGAUUUAAAGAAGAGCAUUGAAAAUGCUCAGGUGGAGCACAACAAAUGUUGGCCCUGGCAAGAAAGCUAAUGCUUAGAGUUUGGAGUUGAGGUAGAAAAAAGUAAAGCAGAUAAAUUAUCAGGUGAUUGUAAGGCCUCACUGGAAAUUACCACAAAUGUUUUGGUUUCUUGGGGCCCAAAUAUAUCUGUUGAUGUAGAUACAGAGAAAAACAGCAGUGUCUUAUUUGAGUUUGUUUAGGAUACCCUAACAGUACUGAUGAGAAAUCAGUAUUUUUAGACAGAUAAAAAAAUGGCAAUGCACAGUCACUUUUUUUAAGUCGUAAAUAGUUUGCACUGUGGUUAAAAGCAGCCUCAUGUUAUUGUGGUCUCUUUACUUCCUUUCUUUACACCUGCAUCCCUCUCUGAAAACAAAUUGGGCUGUGUAAGGCUGUACUGCCUUUGCUGAGCAUUUGUUAAAUAAGGUCUAUAUUGAUGACAGGCUUGAGGUGUCUCCUCACAUCACUCCUGUGAGAUGGAUCCAAUAUUACUGCCCUUCAAAUGAUGGCUUUGAAAGCUGCCAAGGAGAUGGGAUGCACCUUGCAGUUCUGCGUGGGCUUGGUGCCAUGGGCACUGCAGUCCUGCCAGGUCCUGAGAGCAGCCCAGGAGGACACUGCAGCUUAAAAUAUACUUCUGACAAUUGAGGGAAUUGAAAAGUAAAAUUCACGAGAUCAGUACAGAGACUGUACGGCACUACACUGGCAAAAAGAGCAUUUCCCUCCCAACAACAGAGAUGUAGGUAAAAACGCUGCAUGGCAGUAUUUUGUAUAGAAAAUGUAACAGAAAUGUCCUAAUUUCUAAAGAGCUUUAUAUUUUUUACACUGUGGUUUAGACUUCAGAGUGUAAAUAUAUUAGUACACUUUGUAUUCACAGAGUAGAGUAUGUGGGAGUAUGUGGAAUUUAUGGUGAAUAGACAAGACUUCUAAAAACUGAAUGCUUGUUUCAUGUGACAAAUCUAUUGGUUUUAAUAGACUCCCUUGGCUUACACAGGUUCAGAUCAGUGACAUUAAGCAUUAAUCUUAGUAAAUGCA